Austrofundulus limnaeus is the source of this 929-nucleotide messenger RNA. RefSeq names its product enkurin, TRPC channel interacting protein (gene enkur). Gene Ontology annotation, cellular component: axonemal microtubule; acrosomal vesicle. NCBI's taxonomy places the organism in Eukaryota, Metazoa, Chordata, Actinopteri, Cyprinodontiformes, Rivulidae. The coding region runs from base 82 to 852 and encodes 256 amino acids. Gene Ontology annotation, molecular function: calmodulin binding. The transcript is spliced from 5 exons. The record is from RefSeq and is a predicted model, not a curated record.
UGGUACAAUUUUUUUGCUCGGCCACUGAAGUGAAGGAGUAUUUUUUUUAAUCCUUUAAUUCAUCGUGUCAAGUUAUUCAAUAUGUCUGAACUAGUUAAUACGCAAGAAGGYGUCUACGACAAUCUUAUUCGAGAGGAGGACAGAGUUAAAAAACCACCAAGAUACGUAUCUAAGUUCAGACCAGCUGUUGUUGUUGAGAGCAAGCUGAACAAAGACUCAAAGAGGACGAUGGGACCAGCAAAAGUGGAAACCACAUCUCCAGACAAGUACCUAAAGAAACAUUCAAAGGAGCCCAGGCUGCCUGAAAACGGCUCAAAAAGCGUCCGCAGUGUUCAUGCCUGCACUGUGAGAAAGCCUCCUGUCGCUGUGAUGGCCGACAGCUCUCCAGUGGUAACUCACACCGAAAGAUAUCCUGAAAAGACAACUGCAGCAGUGCCCGUGAAGCCUGGACCCACGAGUGUGGACUUCCGUAGAAGACACAAACAGCUCCUGGAAAACGCUGGCCUUGUCCCCAAAUACAUCUUUAAAAAGGAUUAUGGUGAAGUACCCGCAUACCUGCAGAAGCACAAAGAAGAACGGCAGAAAUACCAGGAGGAGUGCAAGCGCUUCGAAGAAGAGCAGAAGAAGCAGGCAGCCAUACCACGCAUGUCGGACGAGGAACGGCAAGCUGUCCUGGAGGGACUGAAGAAGACGUGGGGCGAAGUCCAUGAUUUGUACCAGAAACUUCCAAUGAUCAUCAACACCAUGUCAAUGAAAAACCACAAAAUUCAUCUGGAAGAGGAAUUGGGUCAGCUGGAGAGAAAUAUUUGCCUCUUCGAGAGGUUCACAAACAUCUACAUUUCCAAAAGUUAGCCUCAGGUGGCAGUAGAUGGCUUUAACCCGUGUUUACUUGUGGUCAGGUGAAAGAAAUAAAAGUGGCUUUAUGUUUU